CAGGCCUUAGAAUGGAGACGUAAGAAGAAAUAGAAGGGCAAAAUGAACAAGAUAUUUUUCCUGGCAGCCGCCGCAGCCAUUGCUUUUGGUUCAUUGACAUAUUACAUGUGGCAUAACAUGAACAAUAGCCCAAACGGCGAGGAGGAGAAAGCGGCACGUGCUGAUAGCUGUGAUUUAUUGUAUAAUACGGAACCUUACACAGAAUGUUGUGACUAUAGCACAGUAAACAUAGAUGCAAUGGAAAAUUUAGGAUCACUGAUCGAAUGCUUUACUACAUUUAAAUAUUCACUUGGCUGCAAAAUGGAUAUGUGUCUGGGUGAGCACUUGGGUUACAUCAACACGGAAGGUCACUUAAACAGGGAAAUGAUGUCUAAAAAAUUCAAAGAUGUGUUUUCACUAAUGACCAAGGUUUCGGAGCCUGUUCUUGCAAAGUGUAUACUUGGCAAUCCUUUAAAUUAUGGUGGUCCCGAUAUAUGCGAACUUACGAGGGUGCGAUACUGCUUCAUGACACACUUUCUUGCGUUUUGCCCAAGCCAACGUUCAUCAGUAAGCUGUAAAAAUUUAAGAGAUUCGGCUUUGUCAUGUAUAUCAGUGUAAUUAAACCAAUGUACUUUUUAAAAAGCUUCCAGGAAGAAAAUAAAAAAGUUUUUAAAAGAAUAUUUUUGUAAUACAUUAAUAAAAACAACAAUAUUAUUUCAGAGAAUUUUGGUUGCUUAUCACAAAGUAAAGAUUAAGUUA
This is a messenger RNA of Hyposmocoma kahamanoa, 738 nucleotides long. RefSeq lists its product as uncharacterized. The transcript has 7 exons. The record is from RefSeq and is a predicted model, not a curated record. NCBI's taxonomy places the organism in Eukaryota, Metazoa, Arthropoda, Insecta, Lepidoptera, Cosmopterigidae. Gene Ontology annotation, molecular function: odorant binding. The coding region runs from base 43 to 597 and encodes 184 amino acids.